Theobroma umbraticum is the source of this 5755-nucleotide messenger RNA. Its product is annotated as nucleotidyltransferase. Lineage: Eukaryota; Viridiplantae; Streptophyta; Magnoliopsida; Malvales; Malvaceae. The record is from RefSeq and is a predicted model, not a curated record.
UUUUCUUUUCUCUCUUCUGUUUCUUUUCUCUCUCUGCCAGAGAUUCUAUCAUCCUCUUCCUCUCAAUUAAAUUUCAAUUUUUUUUAAAAAAAAACCCUCAAAUGCACAAACUUCCUCAACGUCAAACAAUUGCUAUAUCUCUAUCACGCCUCCACAAUCCCUUAUUCUUGUAACCAAACGGCCCCACUUCUUUUCCCCCAUCUGUUUCCUUUCUCUGUCUUUCACCACCAGAAACCUAAAUAAGCAUUCUUUUGAUCCUCUUCAACCCUUCCUGUUUUCACCAUAUUUAAAUUUCUCCCCAAUCUUUCUCUUUGCAUUUUGCUAUUUGGUCCUUCUUGGCCUUCCUUUUUUGAUUCGCCGACACUUCCCAAUUUCCAGGAUUGGUGCAGUUUCUGUUUAGGGUUUUUGAUAAUCUCACCGCCCAUUGUUUCCCAUUUUGCUGACCCCCUAGGGUUUCCUUAUUUCUUUUUCCUUUUUCCAGUUUCAUAUUUUUUAUUUCUAGGGCAUUUUAUAUUGAAGUUUUGUAGAUUUUCUUGAUCGAAUAGAAAAGAAAAGAAAAAACUUACAUCCUUUUAUCAUUUUACCUUGGAAGUUUAUUGGCAUAUCCCCUUCGUUUUGGCAGUAUUUACUAUUCUUACCAUUUUAUUACUUCUAAAACGUUAACAUAAUCUAGGGUUGUUACUUGAUUAAAUGAAAAAAAAAUACUAAAAUUAAUAUCAAAGUUUCUUCCUUUUUUUUUCCCCUUACCGUGGAUUUACUAGGAAAACCGUACAUAUUGAAAAACAAUCCAUCUUUUUUCUUGGAUUAGUUUUUUUUUUUAAUUUUUGAAAUUUAUUUUCUUUGUUUUUGGUUGCCUUGUGGCGGUUGGGAGAGUUGAGAAAGUUGUUAGGGGGGAAAAGUGGUUUAGGAUUGUAUGGAAGAGCAUGAAGGGUGGGCGGCGCAGCAGCCACCGAGCGGGCUAUUGCCGAACGGUUUGUUACCGAACGAAACUGCCUCGGUGAUUCAGAUACUUGAUUCGGAGCGAUGGAUGAAGGCUGAGGAAAGAACCGCUGAGCUGAUUGCUCGCAUUCAGCCCAAUGCACCCUCGGAAGGUCGCCGUAAUGCCGUAGCUGAUUAUGUCCAGCGCCUCAUCUCUAAAUGCUUCCCUUGUCAGGUGUUUACUUUCGGGUCUGUGCCCCUCAAGACAUAUUUGCCUGAUGGGGAUAUUGACUUAACGGCCUUCAGUAAGAAUCAAAAUUUGAAGGAUACAUGGGCUCAUCAGGUUCGCGAUAUGCUGGAAAAUGAAGAGAAAAAUGAGAAUGCUGAAUUCCGAGUAAAAGAAGUUCAGUACAUUCAGGCUGAGGUUAAGAUAAUAAAGUGUCUUGUAGAAAAUAUUGUGGUAGACAUUUCAUUUAAUCAGCUUGGUGGAUUAUGUACUCUUUGUUUCCUUGAAGAGGUUGAUCUUUUGAUAAACCAGAAUCAUUUGUUCAAACGUAGCAUCAUAUUGAUAAAGGCAUGGUGUUAUUAUGAGAGCCGUAUAUUGGGUGCUCAUCAUGGACUUAUCUCAACUUACGCCCUGGAAACCUUGGUUCUUUACAUAUUCCAUGUUUUCAAUAAGUCCUUUUCUGGACCACUUGAGGUCCUGUAUUAUUUUCUUGAAUUUUUUAGCAAGUUUGAUUGGGAAAAUUUUUGUGUUAGCCUCUGGGGUCCUGUUCCAAUUAGUUCGCUGCCAGACAUAACAGCGGAACCUCCUCGAAAAGAUGGUGGAGAGUUGUUACUUGGAAAAUAUUUUCUUGAUACUUGUAGUUCAAGAUAUGCUGUUUGCCAAGAAAAUCAGGGCCAACCCUUUGUUUCUAAACAUUUCAAUGUGAUCGAUCCUUUGCGUAUAAAUAACAACCUUGGACGUAGUGUUAGUAAAGGUAAUUUCUUUAGGAUUCGCAGUGCAUUUGCAUUUGGGGCUAAAAAGUUGGCAAGACUACUUGAUCCCAAAGAGGACCUAUAUGAAGAAGUAAAUCAAUUCUUUAUGAAUACAUGGGAAAGGCAUGGUAGUGGUGAACGCCCUGAUGCGCCAAGGAAUGAUCUGUGGCGCUUGAGAUUGUCAAAUUCCGACCACACUCAUGGAUCUAAGAAUGUCAGGAACAAUUCAAGCAGCAAAGGAAAUGAUAUGUCCUCAGGGCAUGAAACUCAAGCUGAAGGAGCACAAGGAUUGUGUGGUGUUUCCUCACAGCAUGUUAAUUAUCCAUCAGAAAGCACAAGCAAGAUGAGUGAUGUAUCAACUGCUUCUCGUGCUCAAAGCCAAAAGAGUUAUGGUAGCAUGACCAACUCAAAUACAUCUGAUCAGGUUAGACGGGAUUCUAAUUCCAAUCAGAAUGUGCAUAAUGAUACAGGGCAGAGAAAUUCUAAAGCAGAGAAUUUUGUAACUGAUGUUCAAGGAAGAUGUCUUUUUGCAAGGACACGUUCUAGUCCUGAGCUUACUGAAACAUAUGGGGAAGUUACAUCUCGAGGAAGGCGGAACAGAGUGCCAGAGAGUAGGAAAACCCACAUUGCUUCUAUGAGGUCAGAAAAUAACGGGAGGAAAAAUAUGGAAUCUGAUAUGACAGAAAGCAAUAACAUUAAGUCUUCAUGUGAUGAUCCUUCAUCUAUUAGGCACACUUCAACCCAUCAAAGCAUUGAUGCUACUGCUGAUCCAAAUAGUCUAUUAAAUAGUUACCAAGAUGAUUUAGGCUUGGGAGCUAUGGGUCAGGACUUUUCCUCGAUUCCAGGUGCACAAGGAAUGCAUCAAGAAGAGCAAGAUCUAGUGAACAUGAUGGCAUCUUCUACAGCUCAUGGCUUUAACGGUCAGGUUCCUAUUCCUCUAAAUUUAGCUGCAGGUCCCUUACCUUUUCCUAUCCAGUCCUCUGGUCUUGCUGCAAUGGGUAACAAUCAGAGAAAUUUGGGUGGAAUUGUUCCUACAAAUAUACAAAUGUUUCCCCAAGGCUUGGUCUCUUCUCCUUUGGCCCAUUAUUUUUCUGGCAUUGGAUUAGCCUCAAAUCCUGAGGAUUCAAUUGAGCCUGGCACUGAAAAUUUUGGUUCUUCAGAAAUUAAUCCAGGGGAAACAGAACACGAGUUAUGGCACGAACAAGACAGGGGCUCUAGUGGUGGUUUUGAUCUUGAUAAUGGAAAUUUUGAAGUGCUUCAGUCAGAUGAUAAGCAACUGUCAACUUCAGGUGGCUAUAAUUUUGUUCCUUCAUCUAGGGUAGGCAGCUCUGGUAGUUCUACUAAAGUCCAACAGAAGUUUACUAAAGAAACUCGAGGGUUAAAUAGGGAAGAUCAUGUUGAUGUUUGCCAAUAUCAAGAUAACAGAGGUAAUGAUGUUUACUUUGAUGAAAGAAACGGAAGUUCUAGAUCCAUGCCUGCUUCACAUACUAGUUCACUCAGAAGUAAAACGUCAUCAGAAAAUUCUUGGGAAGGGUCAUCAGCAAAGGUCUCUAAGCCAGCUAGGGAGAAACGGGGUAGGAAAACUGCUGCUUCUGCGCUUCCCUCUGCUGCAUGUGGGAAAGGUAAGAGUGUAUCUGAGCAUUCCUCUCAGGCAGGCGAUGAUGGCAGAGACUGGAAUCUACCAUCAACGGUGGGCACUGAAAUGGCAGAAAGAACUACUGGACCUCAACCAGUUAGUUCUUUGCCUGUUCCGAGGCAUCAAAUGCCUGGAUUUGAGGCAGCUCAGACUAGUGGCUCAGAUUCACUGAUACCCAUGGCUCCAAUCCUUUUAGGUCCAGGUUCAGGGCAAAGAGCUAUGGAUAAUUCUGGAGUUCCUCCCUUGGCCUUUACAAUAACAGGUCCACCAAUUCCAUUUUUCUUGUGUCCUGUGUACAACAUUCCAGCAGAAACAGGAACUCCAGAUGCAUCAACAAGCCAUUUUAGUUGGGAUGAAGGUUUGGAUAACAAUGAUUCUGGUCAAAAUUUUGAUUCAUCUGAGGGACUUGAUCAGUCUGACAUGUUAAGUACUGCUAGUUCUCCAAGAAAGGCUGCAUCUCUUAAGCCAUCUGAGCACAAAGCUGACAUUCUUAAUGGUGACAUUGCUAGCCAUUGGAAAAACUUGCAGUAUGGACGGAUUUGCCAAAAUUCACGAUAUCCUUCACCUCUGAUUUGUCCUUCACCUGUUAUGGUGCCACCUGUCUAUUUACAAGGUCAUUUCCCAUGGGAUGGUCCUGGGAGACCUCUCUCAACCAAUGUGAAUCUCUUUUCUCAACUUAUGAAUUAUGGGCCCCGUGUUGUUCCUGUUACUCCACUCCAAUCUGUUUCAAAUAGGCCUGCCAGUGUAUACCAACGGUAUGCUGAUGAAAUGCCAAGAUAUCGUGGUGGUACUGGGACAUACCUGCCAAACCCUAAAGUUCCAAUGAGAGAACGCCAUUCCACAAAUACAAGGAGGGGAAAAUAUAAUUACGAUAGAAAUGACCAUCAUGGUGAUAGAGAAGGAAACUGGACUGCUAAUUCAAAGUCACGAGCUGCUGGGCGCAGCCAUAGUCGCAAUCAAAAUGAAAAAUCAAGGUUCACGUUUGAUCACUUGGCAGCUGUUGCUGGUGAGAGCAGAGCUGAGAGGCCUUGGAGCUCACAUAGACAUGAUUCAUUUACUUCAUACCAGUCUCACAAUGGACCAGUCCGCUCUAACUCUUCUCAAAGUAGUUCUGCCAGCAUGCCAUACGGCAUGUAUCCACUGCCAGCCAUGAACGCCAGUGGGGUAUCAUCUAAUGGACCGACCAUUCCUUCUGUGGUCAUGUUGUAUCCUUAUGAUCAUAAUUCUGGUUAUAGUUCCCCUGCUGAACAGCUCGAGUUUGGCUCUCUUGGACCACUGGGUUUUCCAGGCAUGAAUGAAGUAUCACAGCUAAGUGAUGGAAGCAGCUCAGGUGGGGUAUUUGACGAGCAAAGGUUUCAUGGUUCCUCUGCUCAACGGUCCUCACCAGACCAGCCUUCUUCACCCCACCUUCAAAGGGGACUUUGAUUUUAUUGCCAGAUCAGUGGCCCAUGAGAAUUAUCAAUUGAAAGAUGAGGAUUUCCCACAUCUUGCUUUUCCAUUUGAGGGAAGAAUUGAUGGUGGGAGAACCUAUAAUGAGAAAACCUCCCAUUAACCAGGCUUUUUGUUCUCAACUCACUAAUGAAAGGAAGAAUUGAAUUUUCUGAUUUAGUGAUUCUUAAUGGUUUUCUCAGGAGAUGGUCAGAGUGCUUCUUGGCUUGUGCUUGUAUGUACACUAUGAAUGAUGAAAAUCAUUUUCGAAAUUGCUCUGUUUUCAAAGAUAUAACAGAGUAAUGGUGAAAGGAAUGCAGGACUCGGAGGCAAGAGAAUUUAAAGUUAGGGUUCUACACAUUGUAACUGAAAUAGGAACUCCUUAGGAUUAGAACUGAGUUCUAUCAUUUUAUAAAUUGCAAUGAUCAGGAUUUCUUUCCCACAAUGUAAUAGGGCUUUUCAUUUUUGAUUUAUAAUUUCAGUGUAUUAGGUUGCUUUUGUUAACUUUCUUUGUGAAAGUUACAGUGUAUCAAUAACGUUGCCAUGGUGAAAAAUGAGUUGAUUAGAAUUACCAUUUUUCUGAAGAAAGAAACCAUAUGUCAGAUGCAUGCAUGACAUGUUAGUAUUGAUGUGUUCUUGCCCUAGAUGAAUCUUGUUGGCCGAUGAGCAGGUUCUGGAGUGCUUCAGUUGAUCAAGCUUCCAUCAUAACAUGAUUUCUUUUGGAAGACCACACGGUGUAAAAUGAUCGAUUAGUGAAAUGUGAUGCUAGAAUUUUCUUUCUUUUUCUUCUUUUAA